Molecule: messenger RNA, 1152 nt
Organism: Amorphotheca resinae ATCC 22711
Lineage: Eukaryota; Fungi; Ascomycota; Leotiomycetes; Helotiales; Amorphothecaceae
Exons: 3
Coding region: 1-1152 (383 amino acids)
Source: RefSeq, a predicted model, not a curated record
AUGGCGGCCAAUGAGCGCCGAUACAGGCCUUCCAAUUACUCUCCCAGCAUACCAAAAUCAGCUUCUAUGGCUACUGUUGACAGCAAGCCUUUCCUGCGUUUCCCGCCAUCCCCUGAUCGCAAGAGUCGUUAUAAUCGUCGUCGUACUACCAAUACCCUUCCAAGAUCUGGGACUCUGCAUAGCCAUCCUACGGUUGCCAAUUCUUGCCUUACAGCGUCAGCUUCGACGAAUGACCUGAGUCUAUCUUCCCCCAAGCCACUUCGACCUCGAUUCCCCCAGAUCCACAGACUUACUCCUACAAGAAUUCCUAGUCCAGUUUUGGAAGCAAAAUCUUCUCCUGUUCGCCAUGUUAGCACGCCAGUUCUGCCAAGUCAAAAGAGGGAGAAAGAGAAUACGCAGCCCAAGGCCCACCGAUUUCAACAUCCGAUAUCUCCUUCUUAUGAUAAUCCUACUCCUCUUCUUCCAAAGUCUCGAACAAUGGGUAUGCUAUCCAGUUUGACAUCAUCCUUCUCGCGCUCCAAUAUCAAUCUUAAUGCCAGUCGACAGGCCUCUGGCUCCUCUACACAAGCAGCAAUGUCUACUUCUGUGCGUACUAAUCCUCCAUUGCCUCUCUUUACAACCAACAUGCGCCAGAUUCAUACUGCACAACCUAACUCCUAUUGGUGCGGCCGCUUUCAAGCUCUCAGCGACCGCUUCCACAGCGAAGUCCUCGAUGCAUGUCUAUUGGAUUCAGAGAUGCUCCAACAAUAUGUUGCCGCUAGUUCUUCUUCCAGUUCUUCCCCUCCUCCCUUCAAUUCCAAGGGAAGAGGCAAGGCCAAAUCUAAAGGCGUCGAAGAAACGGAAGGGACACAGAAGCUUUUACGUUCCACGACCACAGACGACAUAACUGAAGAUCAUGAUAGGAGGAGUAAUAGAGCGUUUAUUCAUUUGCAGGCUUUGUGCACUACUAAUGAGGCGAAGAAUAGCCUGUGGCAGUUUCAGUUACUUUUUGCUAGGAUGGAGGGCAAGCCAAAGUUAUUACCAACUGGAGGGAAGAUGUCGGAUGAGCGUGCUGGUUGGGUCAGUAGAGUCGGCAGAGCUAUGGGAGCACGAACUGCUAUGGGACUGGGAAAAAGGAAGGAUUCUAUGCUUGGUAUUGGUGCUCGUCAAUGA